Oikopleura dioica is the source of this 4572-nucleotide messenger RNA. The record is from the annotation of a GenBank genome assembly. NCBI's taxonomy places the organism in Eukaryota, Metazoa, Chordata, Appendicularia, Copelata, Oikopleuridae.
AUGUCGCAAUCGGACACUAUUCCUGCUGUCAUAAGUCUUCUUUCAUCAGAUGAUGAUGCUGGACCUUCGAAGCCACAAGCUUCAAGCUCAAAGGAUAAGCCAAAGAAAAAGAUUACUCGGAAGAAGAGAGCCCCGGGAAAGAAAACAAAGAAUGCGAAAAACCUUUCCUCCAAAUCUGCUACAGGAAAAACAGACGAAAAAGCGGAGCAACUGAAGCAUAACGAUCUCGGAAAUAGUAAAACGCUGAUAAAAACGGUCCCGUUUCCUGCCUCUCCAGCUAAAAAGCCCUUGAUUGAAGAUAAAGACGGGAUUUUGAAGCAAUUUGAAGCCCUUUCCGCUGCACAAAAGAGAGAAUCACCCCUGCGAUCUGCUGUCAAAGACAUGACUGAUUUUGGCACUUCUGGAGCCUCUGUCUCAAGCACAGAGAAUGAAAACACAGAAGAAAAUGACAAACCGAGCGAAUACGCGAAAUUGUUUGCAGAUGACGACGUUCAAGAUAUUGUUUCGUCCUCGCUUUGCUCAGAUUCCGGAGAUGUAUCUGAUAUGAUGUUCGAGAGCAUAUUCAAUGAAAAAUACCCGCCGACAAAAGAGUCGCUAACAUUUCAUCCGUCUGAUCACUACACAUCCCCCGUGAGUGAUGCCAAAUCAAAGUCGUCUUCCAACCCAAUGGCUUCUAAUGUAUCCACUAUGUCUCCUCUUCCUCUUUCAAAAAAAUCAACACUGCCGGAUUCAUCUUCCACUCCUUCUAAGCCACAGAGACGACCAAUUACCAUCACAAACUCACCCGAAGGAUCUCCAAUCGGUCUAUUGUCUUCCCCAGAGAGUGACUCUACUCCAGGUUCCACCACUGCCCAGAAAAAGACUCCAGAAUCAAAGACGAGAAAAUAUGUCGAGUCCCCAAAGAAAACCGAAAAUAUACCGCUGAGAUCGGCCUUGAAGAGACCAGGAGAACAACGUAAAACCAUGACCUGUUCGAUCCCGGGUUUACCAGAAUUCUCUCUGCCAGAAACAAAGAAGAAGAGAAAAAUUUCAUUAGAUGAAUACAAAGCAAAGAAUAAAGGCACCUCGCAAAAAAAUUCCAGUAAAAAUCCAGGAACAAACUCGUUGCCCGCCAAAACAGCUGAAACCAUAGAUAAGAUGCCCAGUUUUUAUGAGACAGAUGAUGAUUUGGAGACUCCAACAUCAUCAUCAAAAACUGCCAAGAAAGAUUCUCCUCCUAAAAGUGCCAUAGACCACUUCAGGAACUACAACUCCUAUAAAAUUCCUACAGAACCCCAACCUUUUACCCCCAUUGUGCCCAAAGCUUCCGAAGUCCCAGUCGCAAAUCUAGUCGAAAAGAAAGACUUGCCAGCUCAGAUCAACGGGGAUGCGACUUCCGGAAAAGACCGACGAAGAAAAUCGAGUAGACAAGAUGAGAAAAAAGGUGAGAAAGCAACCCAAAAAGACGCUGCUAAUUUACCUGCACCACGAAGAUCUCCACGAAAGAAAGCCCAAGCAACUUCGACUUCUGCUUCUGCCAAAUCAAGUUUGAAUAAUCUUUCUUGUCUAAAACGACCGAAAAAGUCACCCGUGCAAAAGGCAAUAGACGCUUCUAUUUCGGCUCAAGGAAAUGCGGUUACACGGACUACUGACAGCGGAAAAACCGCUGAAUUAGUCGAAACAUCGCCCAUAAAAGCUAAGCCGAAUCUCAACAACGAAUCAAGUGAAAAGAUAAAUAAUGCGAAAAUCAAAAGAAGAAGCAAAGGAGCAUCCAGGAGUCUUGAUAUGAGUGAAGAUUCAGUUUCUCUCAAAUCCCCAAGAGCCGCAAAUAAUGAUGAUCAAGAGGAUCCCCCUAAAAAGAAAAGCCGCCCAAGAGUAGAGCUACAAACAGCAGCUUAUAGACAAAGCCACCCAACUCCAGUAGUGGAUCUUUUGAGCAGCCCAAAAAAAGAUGUGGUCAUUCCACCGAAGACUACCUCUGCAUCUUCUGCCGAAUCAAAGUCUUCUCCACCAAAAGCACAAGCGGAUAAGAUUGCAGAUAAUGCGAACGAAAAGUCUAUGUCUGCCUCGACUUCUUCAAAUCAGGAAGUGAUCAAAUCUAAUAAGCGUCCAAAGCUCAUCUUAUCGACUUCACCAGAGGGUGAAUUAGUUUCAAGAGUCAACAUUGUCUUCGUCGGAACCAUCUUUGACUCCAAAAGAGGUGUUCUUCAAAAGUCUUCCGAGAAAGAAGCGAAAAAUAAAAACCCUGACGAACCAAUUUUCACCUCUGUUCUUGAUGAGCUUGAGGAAGAUGACGUCGAGUCGGCGCCGAUAGACUUUGGAUCAAGCCUAUCCAAAGAGCCGCAGAUACAGGUCAAAGCAUCCGAAGUACCAAUAGCAACAGUACAGUCGCAAAGCCCUUCUUCACAAAAUAAGCCACCAGCAACUCCCACACUAGUGACACCAGCAGGGCCAAGGACACAGGCGGAAAAAGUGAAGGAAAAGCCAAUCAAUUUGAGAGUUCAGCAAAUUGCAGAAGAAGAGGAGGAGUAUAAAGAGCCAGACUCAAUCGAUGACGAUCUGCCUUUGGAAGUCUUUGUGGAGAAAAGAGAUAACAAAGAACAAGCGAAGAAGAAAUUGUCGGUGCCAGGAGAAAAUAAACAGAGAAAGAAAAAUACCCAGUCGGACGAUAAAGAGAACCGGGGUAUUAAGAAAACGAACGCUAGUAAAGUUGUUGUGGAAAACAACGUGAGUAAAUCGAAUGAAAAGUCAAAAAAUCUGUCAGCGAAAACUCCAGCGACAAAGACCUCGGUAGCGAAAACGCUACCAUCAAAACCUAAAAAACAAAAGUCAGAUGGAGAAAAUAAGACGAGAAAGAAAGAAAAGCGACGGUCCACUACAACUCCGAAGAAUGGACUAGCAAAGACUCCUCAAAAGAGUGCUCCUUCUGGAAGACCGCAAACGGAAGUUGUAAAUGCAGGGACUAUAUUAGACUCAGACGAGGAGAGAGAACUAGAAGAAUCUAAAAGGAUGACGGAAAUGUUUAUAAAAAUUAAGCAAGAGAAGGGUUUGAGCUUCUCACAGGAUAUCGAGCGAACUCGGGCGGCAAUCGGAGAAUCCUCAUCGAAUCAAGGAGGACCUACAUCAGAUCCAGCUGCUUCUAAUUCUGAUACUUCUGGUUUCAAGCCAGAUCCAUCAAAUUCUGGGGAUGAUAAAGCCUUUAAAGAACUACAACAAAAAGUUGACGAUUUCGGAGGAAAGUUUGACGCAAGAAGUGAAAGUGAAACGCCGGGCUUCCUCCCGAUGUUUCAAAAGGGGGACAUUCCUGCUUGCAAAAGCACGAAAAAGGACAAGAAAUACUUUGAUGAUCUGGUUGCUAAUCCACAACUUCUCCCGGAACACAAGGCAACUGAGAGCUUCUAUAAGGGUGAAGAUUACUCAAUAGAAAUGCCGAAUGAGAAGCAUGAUCCGGUGCUACGAGCAAAGCUGCAGAAAGAAUUCGACGUGGUCGAAGUUGAGCGGAAUAAGCGGAAAGAGAAGUUUGGCUAUUACGAGGAUCGUAACUUCCAACCAGGAUCCGCAGAUGAAAAAGAAAUGAAAAAAGCUAGAGAUGCUUUCAUUGAAAUCGACCAAAAAUACGCUUCACUUGAUGCUGAACUCAAUGGGCCACCAGUGAUCAAGGAUUUACAGCUGGAGGCAUGCAAAGAAACAGACGAUAAUUUGUUCAUGAUGCGAAAAACGGUUCCCUUCAUGGCUCCGUACAGAUAUGACAACAACGAGGUGAAGAAGGCACACUAUCAGCAGUGGCGCAAAGAUGAGAGCGGCAAGUAUAAACCGCGUAAAAUGGAAAUCGAACGAGAUUCGAAACUAUGGGAGCCGGCCAAAUCCAUCGCUGCUGGCAGACGUCAUUGCCAAAGAGGAAACGAGAUCGAGGAUGGGCAUACGAAUUUGAUGACUUCAUCAUACUCCACGAUUAACAGCAAAAUCAGUCAGCUAAUUAGCUGGAAGAAAAACGACCUGAAGGAAAAAUUCGACCAGAUGUUUCCAGAGCCAUCAUAUGAUCCAGGGGUUUUGCUGAGGAGUGCGUCAAAGCCAGUUGAAAACCCCUUGCCACCAGCUACAAACGAGGGAGCUGAGAAGAAAAAAGAUGACAUCAAAGACGAAGAUCCGCCAGGAUUUUCAAGUGACGAAGACGACAAGCCCGAUGACAAUAAAAUACGAGCGAAAGUUACAUUCAACAAUCCUCAAACUCCUCAAACUUCGCGGGUUACCGUGGAUAUGAGCAUUUCUCCUCUUUCUCCAGCAAUAGUCCCACCAGUAAGAAAAGAGUCCCGUUCGAAAUCUCUCGGCUCUGUCAACAUCACUCGUGAAGUAAAUCUUGAAAAAGACCCGGAAAGAAGAAAGAGCUUUUCGGUAGACUCUGCAAGAAACGUAAACUUCACUCAGAGGCCAGGAGAGGUAAAAAUUACCUUCACAAAUGCAGAUGAUAAGCCAUCCUCCUCCACUUUGGAAUGUGAAGAUCUGGUCGUAGUCGAUAAUCUGCAUAAACAUCGACAAGUCACAGUUUCAAAAAAGACCUUUGUCAAAGGCGCCGAUCUGUCGAUCAAAAAAUAA